CAUUACGUUCGGACACAGCUUCCGCUCAUCUUCCUUUCUACCGAGUAUCUAUAUAUCUCCCCAUAUAUAGUCCUCAUUCUCAUAAUUUGAUUUCUUUUGGGCUAAAUUCCAAUAUGAAUAUAACCCAUUUUCAUCCUCCUCAUGCUCAUCACCAUCUACUCGAGCUGAUUUCUCAAACCAAUCCGGAAAACUUCCGGUAUACCGACCCUAAAAACGAAGCUAAAUCGUUCCCCGGCAGUGCUUCCUCCGCCACCGGAGGAAGCACCGCCGCCGGUUUCUGCGCCAGGAGCCAUUGGAAGCCUCACGAGGACGCGAAGCUCAAAGAGCUCGUCGCCGUCCACGGGCCACACAAUUGGAAUUUCAUCGCCCGGCAUCUUCACGGAAGAUCUGGGAAGAGCUGCAGAUUGCGGUGGUUCAACCAGUUGGACCCGAAGCUGAACAAGGCGGCGUUCACGGAGGAGGAGGAGGAAAUGCUGGUGGAGGCGCACAGAGUGUACGGCAACAAAUGGGCCAUGAUCGCCCGCCUCUUCCCCGGCCGGACGGAUAACGCCGUCAAAAACCACUGGCACGUCCUCACCGCCCGGGACCACCGCCGCCAGCCUCCUCCGCCAGUCAUCGCAGUUUCCGGCGACAGCACCACCAGCAGCCCUAGUGGCUGUAAGAGGCGGAAGCAAGGAAACCUGGGCGGGGACUACCCCGAAAACCCCACCCCCGCCGCAGCGAAUGAUUCCUCCGCCGCGUAUGCCGCCGCCGGCCCGGUGGAGGAAGCCCGGUCGACGUGCACUCAUCUCAUCUCCCUCUCCCCUUCAUUUGGUCAUAAUCCGCCCCCGCCGCCGGACGACUUUCAACUCCUCCCGUCCGUUACAGGGUCAUCAUCAAGAAGAAUGGCGGUGGCGGAGGGCGGAGGAGGCGGCGGCCGAUCAGAGUCAUCAAACUCGGAGGUGAACCUCUGUAACCCUACGACUUUGCCGUUCGCCUUUGCUUUGGCUCGGGAAUUAUCCGCAUGUCACACUGAAGCAGAAGCUGUGUAUGCCCCAAACGCUCAGCAUCCAUGGCCUCCACGGCCUUCCCCAGCGGUUAUAGCAGGUUUGCCUACACCAAGUACACCUAAAAGCCGGCUCAAGUCCUGUCCUGCACUACCGAUCAUCCUUUGACUUCCCUCUUGCUAAUCGUGCAUGUGUCAGUUUAGGAGAAAGUGGAACGCAAUAAAAAAUUCUUAUGUUA
Messenger RNA from Cuscuta campestris, 1224 nucleotides. NCBI's taxonomy places the organism in Eukaryota, Viridiplantae, Streptophyta, Magnoliopsida, Solanales, Convolvulaceae. The record is from the annotation of a GenBank genome assembly.